AACAAUACUAUUAUGCGGCAAUCAGUAUCUCCAACAGAAAAAUUAGCUGCCACACUUCGAUUCCUGGCGACCGGCGAAACAUUAAAGAGCACAAAUCAUCAGACUCUAUUAUCAUGCUCAUUUCUUUGUAGCCCUAUUCCAGAAGUGUGUAGAGCGAUCUGGAAACAUUUUAAAGACGAUUAUUUAAAGUUUCCGACAACAAUUACGGAAUGGAAAAUUAUUGCAGAAACCUUUGCGAUGAAAUGGCAAUUUCCCCACUGUAUAGGAGCGUUGGAUGGGAAACAUAUUGUGUUUCAGUCUUUACGGAAAGACGGCUCAUAUUUCUAUAAUUACAAGGGGACUAACAGUAUUGUGUUAUUGGCUUUAGUCGAUGCUGAUUGCCGUUUUAUAUAUAUAGAUGUGGGUUGUAAUGGACGCACCCAUGAUGCAGGCGUUUUGUUACAGAGUGACUUGAAAAAAGUUAUCGAUGAUGCAGAUAAAUACUUCCCGCCAGACGAAAUAAUUGGGAAUGGGUGAAAACUUCCCUAUGUAAUAGUCGGCGAUGAUGCAUUCCCGCUUCAGAAACACAUUAUGAAGCCGUACUCAUACAAUACAAAUAUAAAAGAAAAACAAAUAUUUAAUAUUCGUAUUUCUCGCGCUCGACAUGUUGUGGAGCAUGACUUCGGAAUUCUGGCCAACAGGUUAAAAUUCUACAGCAUAAAAUGAACAUGUCCGUAGAGCUCAUAACGAAAACGUGUUGCCUUUUACAUAAUAUGUUGAGCUACAAGAAUGGAUAUUUAGAUUUGCCAUACUCAGUCGCGUCAUCUGUAUCCGCUGCACCAUCUGGUGAGCAACAUCAAAAAUCUAAAAAUGCUGGUCAGUCCGUAAGGAAAGGAUUCGAAGAUUACUUCAAUCAAGAAGGGAAACUACAUUGGCAGGACUCCAAGCUGUAGAUAUGUACUUGCACGUUUUCGAGAAGUUUCCACUCCUGUU
Messenger RNA from Rhagoletis pomonella (apple maggot), 972 nucleotides. RefSeq lists its product as uncharacterized. The transcript has 2 exons. The coding region runs from base 13 to 516 and encodes 167 amino acids. NCBI's taxonomy places the organism in Eukaryota, Metazoa, Arthropoda, Insecta, Diptera, Tephritidae. The record is from RefSeq and is a predicted model, not a curated record.